AUGUCUUACCCACGAUGGGAACGUGCCCGAAUGGCUGCCGCUGAAAAGACUAAGUAUCAUUCUGUUAUUGUCGCCGAAUCGCCGAUAAAACCUUCCGAGGUGGGAGCUGCACUUGGAAGCCCUCUACGUCGACUCCGGCGAGCUUCCUCAUUCCUUAAUUGUGAACGAAUGUGUUCGUCAGUAGGUGGCUCUGACUCUUGUCUGCAGUCAAGAGCAGAGAGAUGGCAAAAGAAACAGCAAGAGGACGAAGCCAGUCUGAGUCAGUUUGGUUCAGUCUUUUCUGGCGCAUCUCCGCAUACAAAUCCCGUUCCGAGUAGCAACAACAAUGCUUGCAUGACCACACCACCAAAACACAUUAUAUCCUUAGCCGAAACGGCCAGUCCGAUUAUGCUGUCGACACCGACUUUACGAUCCUCACUGGUUUCCGGGACGGGGAUGACGACAGCACCAAAGAGUCGUCGGACGCGUGGCUUGACCACGGACCUCCGUGAAGUGCCCAUUUCCCCCCAUGUCUACGACGAGGCAGCCAUGUUUCUUGGGCAGGACGAAUUUCUUCGGCAGACCACACCAUCUCGGGAAACUGCUCUCCUUCAACGAACAAAGCGCCAACAAAACGAGCCUGUCUGUGUGCCAGCAAAGAAACGAAUCACCUUGAUGGAAUCGCCGUACAAGCCUGCGUCGAAUGACAGGACCGUCGGCACACCUGUUCUCCUAUCCCCCAGGAUGUCUGAUCGACGAACGCCUCUCUCGUCAAUCGACAACCACAGUACAAGUAGCAGUUUGCGAAACUACCACGAACGAAUUGAAUCCUCCUCUGGGUUCGAGUAA
Molecule: messenger RNA, 828 nt
Organism: Mesocestoides corti
Lineage: Eukaryota; Metazoa; Platyhelminthes; Cestoda; Cyclophyllidea; Mesocestoididae
Source: the annotation of a GenBank genome assembly